GCUCCACAGAAGAAGGAGAAGUAGAUCUGACUGUCCAGAGAAUUUUGCCCCCGUAAAAUAUCUUUCAGGCUAAACAUUUUCUUAAAUUAGAAUGUUUUUUGUUUACAACUAGCAUUAUUAAUUAGAGAGAACUUUUAUUUGCUACUUGAUUUAGUUCAAAUUUUAGGCGAGCACUUUCUGUAGGUUAAAGUGUGGUACGUUGAAAUGAACGUUUUGCCUGUAAGACUGUACAGAGGGAUUUACUAAAACAUUCAUGCGCGGGUUUUCUGAAGCAAUAUUUAUCUGCGCCAUUGUUUUGCUAGUUUACGUCGUCUAAAAUGUUAUCCCUUUCUCCUCUGGCUAUUAAAUUGUUUUAUUCUCGUAUUUUUUUUGAGUGACCGCUCAUAAAAGCAGUCGAGUGGAAAUUUUUGAUUAGGAAUUAUAGCUAACGUCAAAUGUAAAGGAAGAGCAGAUUGACGUUGACGUGGAAACUUAAAACAAAUACAGGCAGGCCAAUGGAAGCCAAAUAUCCUACUCUGGUGAGACCCAGGAGGAAACUCUGUUACAUUUCAGAAAAGAAAAGGCAGUCUGAUCAGUGGAAGAAAUUGGUCACUCUGGAUGAUGUUGACAAGAUGUUUGAUGACAUUGCCGAGCCACAUCUGACUACUGUUCUGCACCAGGGUUCUUAUUCAGCCUCAUACCGAAAUGACACACAAGCUUCCCCAGUCCUGCAGAAAAAACGUCCUGGAUGUCAAAUCGCUGGUCGCAUUCCAUGUCCCGAUGAAGAUUUCGUUGAUCCUGUUGCAAGACCACCAGACCCCCAACUAUACUCUUAUGUAAGUGUCCCAAUCAGAUGCCUUGACCCAGUGAAGACCUCCAGCCCAAUUGAACAGAACACAAAUAAGAACUGCAUCGAAAGGCCUGAAUACGGGUGUGUUGUGUCCCCGAUUUUCUUCAACAGUGAAGAUGAGGAACCUCAAAAAGACCCUCUACCCGCCCAGAAACCUCAGUGCACCGGACAAGUGACAGAAAAGAGGGGUGACGCUGCUGAUGCUGAUGAGGGUUUAUUGGAGUCUUCUCCAAAAGUAGAUGUUCAAUUGAAGAAGACCUUUAACAAAGUGAUGGCAAAAGCAACAGUCAUGGACAACACAAAGCCGUCUGUUUCAGCAACGAGAAAGCAGCCUAAACCUGCAUCUGCAAAGAUGGCCGACACACGGCCUCCUGCAGAGAAACCGGCACCUUCUGGAAAAGACAGGAAUGCGUUUCUGCAGAAGUUAAAACAGGCUAUGCUGUCAAACCCAACAUCGAAUACUCCAGUGAAAGCGUCGCCUUCUGCGCCUCCUCCCGAGCCUCCUCCUGAGCUGGAGGAUUUUCUGAUUCUGGAAGACGAUGCACCUCUUUACAUCACCAUCCCGAGUAGAAGUGCCAAAAACAAAAGAAAUCAACUGAACAAGACUUUCGGCUCUGGGAAAGAGAACCCGCCGGAAAAGGGAUCAGAGGAUUUGCCGCAGGAAGAGCAGGAAGUGGAAAAGGCCGCCAACAAAUGGGAAACUCGGGCUGAGAAUGAAAAAGUGAAGAAGAGGAGGAAGAAGGGGAAAGUGAUUGGGUCCGAUGAGGAUUGUGAUGGUUUGACAAAUCCAGAGGAUCCUCCUGCUGGUGACUCGAUGGAGCGAAAGCAGCCAAAGAAGAAGAAACAACAACGGAGGAAGGUUUCAUUAAAAGAGGGAGGCGAGGAGGAGGAGCUACCUGAAGAUAGAGUCGAUGUGGAAACGGAAAAAGCCUCCCUUAAAUCCAAAACUAAAGCAGCGAAGUACAACAAACAGAUCCUUUCCUCUGAGGAUGAAGAAGAAAUCCCAACAAAUAAAACAUUAAAGGACAGAAAAGGACUUCAGGCUCCUAAAGCUGUGAUGGAGGAGGUGGAGGCUGAUGUAGAGGAGCAGAGGGACGGAGAGCCUGCAGGUGAUGAAGAUCUGGGAUCAUUUACAGCAGAGAAAGAAGUUCUAAAAGCCGAAGAGAAUGAAAAACGUAAACAAAAGGAACACUCGAAUAAGUCCGGGGAGAGUUCACAUGAAGAAGUCCGGGCUCUUGGGAAAAGGAGAAGGAAACCGACCGAUGAAUGGUGGCGGAUCUCUGGAAGUCCCAAGAAAACGGAACCCCCUCAACCGCCCAAGAAGUCCAAACAGAAAAACUCCAGCAAAGCUCCUCCUUCAGCCGCGGCGGCCAAGAAAACAAAUCAGAAACCACCCGCUCACACGGCCACAGCUACUGGGAAGCAGAGGAGGAAGGCCACGAGAAAAAAGGAGGAACGGGUCGAAGAAGUGGAUGAAAUUGACACAGCUGAGGCGGAGCAGGAGAUCCCUGAUGGAGGCCUGGAUCAGGAGUCCAGCCCCUUGGUGCUCAGUCGCAGAGACAUCAGCGUCAGUUCGGGAGCACAGAUGUUCCAGAAGGUCUAUCAUAGCUCCUCCACCGACAAACCGGCCGCCCCUCCCACAUCUCCCGUCGCUCCCAAACCAGCUAAAGAUCCGCUGAGGGAAGCAGAGCCAGCCAAACGGAGGAGAAAGCAUCCUGGGAGCUGGUGGGAAGUUCUUUCUGCUGAUAAUUCAGGAGGCACCAACUCCUCCUCACAGCCUCAGCUGCCUUCUCAGGAGCCCAAAUCUCAGAAAGAGCAGAAGAAGAAGUCCAAACAGAGGAAAGCUUCUCCUAAAGUAGGGAAAAGGGCAUCAGAACCACCAGGGGGGGCUCUGGUGUCUCCUCUGAAGUGUCUCGUACCUUCAAGGACAGUCAAAGACACCCCGGCAGCGUUAAAAGACAUUUUAACUUCAGGUGUAAAUACCCCGGCUGUGUCCGCUGCGCAUCAGAUUAGCAGCCCUGUCUUGAUGCCGCGUCCCGCUGAGACGGCCUUUGUAACACACAGCAGUGCUGCUCCAGAUGUGGGCCAUCACAGCCACUCACAGCCCACCGCACCACACAGAAAACGUCCGUCUGACGACACGUUAAGAGCCUGCAUGAGUGGACCGUCCUCCAUGGUCGACAUGGAAAACUCUGAGGAAAUGGAUCUGCCAUCUAGAGCCCAGAGCUUUCUGUCUGCAGCAGCUCUUUGUGCUCCUCCUCUCAAACCGCUGACCCUACACUCCAACGACAGGGCCAAUCUGGCCGAGUGGUUCCAGACUCUCUGGUCCACCACGGCUCACGAACCUGCCGCACUUACUCCAGACCAGUUUCAGUGGUUCUUCCACCAGAACCGAGCCUUGGGUAUCCAGGUGGACCUGAACAGUUCCUGCUUCUGUUCUGGGAAGAUCCUGAUGGGCUCCUACAUGAAGAAGCCCCUCUGGGUGGAUCACAGUGCAACAACAGUGUUUCAUUUAUUAACGAGCUCCCUGAGCGUCACCGUCAACGGCACCGUGUCCCGCUACAGGUCCGGUCAGGCUUUCUCUGUGGAGUGUGGACAAGCCUACAGCAUCCAGAACACCCUCUCUCAGCCCGCCGUUCUGAUCUUCAACAGGAUGUUGGCAGAAAGUGUGGAUUGAAUUUCACUUUUGUUUAAAUCGUUUCCAGUAAUUUUCUGUAAAAUUGAAGUUGUGAAUACAGAAUACUGACUUGUUUUUUCUUGAAAAUUUUAAAACCCAAACUGCGCUUCAUAUUGUUAGAUGGUGUUCAAGGAAAAUGUAAAAAAUUCAUUAUAAAUAAAGGUAAAAUGUUA
Molecule: messenger RNA, 3679 nt
Organism: Nothobranchius furzeri (turquoise killifish)
Lineage: Eukaryota; Metazoa; Chordata; Actinopteri; Cyprinodontiformes; Nothobranchiidae
Product: triadin
Source: RefSeq, a predicted model, not a curated record